AUGCAGAGUCAAGCCCUCCGAGUUCAGCACCGCAAUCAGUUGCGCAAGCAGAGCCCAAGCAUCCUGGUUGCUGCUGUAAAGGAGAGGAGAAUGCAGGGCGGUAACAGUAAGCCUACAUUGGUAAAGAUGGCUAAAAGGGUUGAAAGCCUGUUACGCGACGGUUUUGUCAGCCUGGAGACCCGUCAAAACGCCCUCUACCAGAAUUAUAUCCGCCACCGCAAAGAGUAUCAGCUCAUUACAACAGACGCUGUAAACAGUAAAGCAGCCUUUGAGAAGCUGUGCCGCCUGCACCCUGUCUGGCUGCAUCCCCAUCAGCGCGCAGUGGUUAAGGCCAUUGAAGAGGCUUGGACGCUCAACCAGUGUCUAGCUGUGCAGAUUCACUGCAAGGUCGGUCAUGGGGGGAAGUGGCAGGCCCUCAUUAACCUGCUCGGCAAAACCUACGAUCCGCGCCUCAAGGAGUGGAUCCCCCUGGAGAUCAUGGGGAAGGGGAGCAAGAUUUUCCUACCUCUCUUGAAGUCCAAAAACCGUGUCAACGACCACCGGGAAGCCCUCCACGCCAUCAUCCCCCUCCUCCAAAACAAGGAUGGCACGGCGUGCUGGGCAGAUCUCAAGCAGCUCAUCGAGGAAACCGUCAAGCAGGACCGGGAAAAGGGGUACCUGCAGAGCCGCGCGCAACUGGCUAAGGACAAGUUGUGGUUGCAUUGGGGGGGUGACGCUGCCGGAUGGAUAAGGGGCCAGUCGCAUAGCAUAUGGGGGUUUAAGCUCCUCGGAAACCAGAGGGUCGUAACCCAUUCCCCCAAAGACAUGCGGGUCGCCCUAAUCUUCGAGGGGAAAGACAAGUACUCGACCUACCAAGAGUACCUGCAACCCUUCCUAGAGCACAUGGAUGACCUGGCGUACGGGGGGAUGCAGAUUGACAACACAGCCUACGACGUGGACCAGACCCUGGGGGCAGAUUACGUCCUCAUGUGCGAGCUCCUCGGCCACUCUGGAGCCUCAGCACUCACGGGGUGCUGCUUCUGUGAGCAGCACAAAGACAACUACGGGAAGGCGUGCCUGAACGCCGAGGGCUGGAAAGUACCCCUACCUGCGAAACCCUGCACGACGGAAAGUAUGGCCGCGGCGACACACCGCCCAUGGACAACCGGACCAGACGUCGACUGCCCCUACUAUCACGAACCCUUCCCCGACCAAGACGCGGUCAAAAACUCCAAAGCCCCUGAAACCAAACAACAGGUCAAAAACUUCCAGCAAUCGCACGCUGGCAUGAGGUUUGGCACACCGCCACUCUUCAAGUUCCCCAUCACGGCCUACGUGAUUUGCAUCCUACACCUUCUACUACGACUGAUGGCCAUCACCUUUCUCCGGACCGUGGCUGAGAACCUCAACACCCCCGAAAAGACUGAGGCUGUCAACGCCUUGAUCAAAGCCCUCCACCUUGGGUGCAAAAAGCUGGAGCAGCGAAAGACCAGCGGCGACAAAAAGAAGGACACUCAAGACAUCAACUUCAUUGGCAGGGAAGCAAGGGUGCUGUUGCACCCAGACGCAUACAACACCUUCCUUGACAUCGCCAUCCUGGACGACGCCAAGCGCGCCGCUGCCAGGAAGAUUUGGGACAACCUGGCGAGCUUUUACACCGAGCUGCUGAAACCCCUCACCAACCCUGAGGAUGCGGAGGAGCGACUGGGCAAGAGCAUUGUUGUGCAAGACAAAGCAGUGGCGUACGUCGAGAGCUACACCGCGGAGCUUGGGACAGAUAGAGCAACGCUCUAUAUGCACCAGGCAAUGAGCCACGUACCUGAGAUGGUGCAGCGGUUCCCGGUCGACAUCUCCGACAUGUCACAGCAGUUUGUGGAGGCCAAGCUGAAGGAGGGGAAAACAGACAUGCUGUUAUUCACCAAUCGACGGUUGGUGGACGAGAAGCAACAAAAGGGUCGCAACCUGCAGGUGAUGGCAAAGGGGCGAGAGCGAAUUGCUCUUGCGCAGACGGUCACUGUGCCCGUCAGCAGAAACGAGAGGCGCUAUUUGGGGGACGGAAGCAAAGCGGCGGAGCAAACAAUCGAGCGGGCUCGGAGGCGGGGGCAGCUGGUGAGUAGGAGCCAGGCGCAGAUCAAUAACAAGCUGGCAAAGUUGGGACCAGAAAUCACUCGAGUUUUCCUGGGCUACAAGAACAUAGUUGGAAAGCUCACCGGCGAGGAAGAAGAGGGGGAGUCAGACAAUGACCCAAGUGGAGAGCGCGCCGCAGCCAGCGCCUCCAUCAUCAGGCCCUCAAACACGUCUGGCGUCCAACUCGGGCCUGCGACGGUGCCAGGCGCUGAAGGGGUCGUGCCUGGGGCGGGGGCUGCGACUGAGGGGGGGAGCGCAGCGCCAGCUAUAGCGGGAGGUGAACUCAUCAGAGGCUCCGGCGGAGGAGUCCGCCUGGCAGUUGGGGGCGAAGGGGGGGCACCAGCAGCGGCGGCAGGACGGGAGAGGGGGAGGGCCAGGGGUGGCAGGGGUGGCAGAGGUAGAGGAAGGACCACCGGGGGCCGCGUAAUUCCAGCAUCUGCGCGCCCCAUAUAA
Messenger RNA from Klebsormidium nitens, 2559 nucleotides. Lineage: Eukaryota; Viridiplantae; Streptophyta; Klebsormidiophyceae; Klebsormidiales; Klebsormidiaceae. The record is from the annotation of a GenBank genome assembly.